AUGGCGUCUAUGAGUACAGUCUCAUUAAAAAAAAUUGGGGCUUCGUCCACCCUGACGGACCAAAAAGAAAACUUGACACCACCAACAACGGCACAAAUCGGAUCUAAAAAAUCAGCUAGCCUCAACUUAAAUCAGUUUUAUGAAAUUUUGAACCAUUGUAGUAAAGAUAAUUUGGAUCCAGUUUCAAAAGUUUGCGAGAUUAUGGAUGUGAGUGAAUGCGAAGAGAAUAUAAAUUGUAUUGAGGCGCUCAUCCACCUGCACACUGUGAAAACUAAAACUAAAAUGGAAUCGUGGCGUAAACAAAAUUCAAAAAACCGUGAAAAUAUGUUUUCGAAAAUUGUUCUCGAAAUAAAAGAUUUAACACAGCGACCAAAAACACCUAAAAGACCUGCCAGAGAUUUCAGUGAAGUUGGAACUAGGCAAAAAAGGCGAAAACUAACUGAUUUAAAUGAACAACUUGACGAAUUUGCGGAAUCAAACGGUAUUUCAGUAAAUCAAGUGAUUGGCUACUUAUUAUAUCAGCGAAAUUAUAAUUCUAACAAAAAGUUAGCUGAUUUAGGAAAAGAAUUAUAUGAAAGUAGUGAUAUUAGCUCAGCCAAAAAUGAACUUGAUUUAAACGCAACUUUAGCAUUAAAAACUCAUUUAGAAAUAUCAAGAAACCAACUCGAUUUUUUAAAAAUGUUUUGCAGCCCAUAUAUGAACAUUCCUAACAGAGAGUACAUCAGACAACAUUCGAAUACACUACUACCAGUACUUGACCGUUGGUCCACCGGGCCAGAUAGAAGAGAAACCGGAAUUUUUAUAGCCAAUCGGGAAGAAGUAAUUAUAUUAACCAUAAAACGUUUGAUUGAAAUGCUUCAAAAACAAAAUAUUACUGUUCCAAACAAAUUACAAUACCGAGAAAAGUCAGGACACGAUGGGGCCGGUAGUAUGACAAUGUACAGAAGUGUUAAUUCUCCUAUGGAAUCCGCUAAUAUUUUCAGUAAAAUGUUUAGUCCAUUGAGUUUAAAGAGCGAUAAAGAUGUAGUAUUAUGGAGCAAUCCAAGCCCAAAUUCUUCCCACUAUUGCCGCCCAUUAGCCUUAAUCGCUGAAAAAGAGAGUAAAGAGCUUUUGCGUUCUGUUAACGAAAGAUUUGAACCACCUGAAAAAAGGCUAAGUGAGCAAGGAGUGGAUUUUGAAUUUAACGGCACGAAUUAUCAAGUCAGUAUAAAAACCGAAGCAUCGAUGAAAGAUCUUAAAAUUCGGACUCUAGAAUCAGGCCUCGGCGGAGCGGAAUGUUUGUUAUGUAGUACGCGUUCAGAAGAUUGGAAAAACCUAGGAAAACUGAAAAAGUUUGACUCAUUUUCAAUCGAUAGAACCGCUGAAAAAACACUGGAACUUUAUAAACAGAUGGUAGAUGCCGACGGUAGUGUCCCUCGUGAGAAAAACGACUAUUCAGUUAGAGGAGGCCUUACUAACCAGCCACUUUCCAUCAAUGACAACCACUUUAUCACUGUAACACAUGAAUACAUUAACGGAACGCAUUGGGUACUGAAAAUUCUUUAUCAUUUACGCGCGGGCGUUCUGAAGUGGAGUGAAAGAGGUUUUAAAGAAAAAAUAAAAGAUGCUAAAUUAUCAGUUUUGAAUGAAAUCGAAAAA
Didymodactylos carnosus is the source of this 1638-nucleotide messenger RNA. The record is from the annotation of a GenBank genome assembly. NCBI's taxonomy places the organism in Eukaryota, Metazoa, Rotifera, Eurotatoria, Philodinida, Philodinidae.